This is a messenger RNA of Sabethes cyaneus, 3673 nucleotides long. Its product is annotated as probable serine/threonine-protein kinase ndrD. Gene Ontology annotation, cellular component: cytoplasm. Gene Ontology annotation, biological process: cell surface receptor protein tyrosine kinase signaling pathway. The coding region runs from base 224 to 1951 and encodes 575 amino acids. The record is from RefSeq and is a predicted model, not a curated record. Lineage: Eukaryota; Metazoa; Arthropoda; Insecta; Diptera; Culicidae. The transcript has a single exon.
UAAACAAUAGGUAGUUAAAAAGUGUGCAUUAUUGCAGAAAUAGAUUAGCGCCGCCUCGGCUGUUGCCUGUGGAAUGAUCACAUAUUCCAAAGCGUUUUUCGAGAUCUGUGCAAUUGGCCGUAACACAAUUGUAUGCACCGAUCAAGAGUUUCAAGGGUGACUUCAUUAGCUAAUUACAAAAGCUGAUGCUAUGAAAUUCUAGGUUGAAAAUCCAACUUGCAAAAUGGGUUGUAUUAACUCGAAGAAGGAUAUUGAAGAUGUGCAUCCGAAUAAAUUCUACGUUAUUAACAUAGAUAAAACUCCGCCAUGGAGCGGUCAGCUCGAAGUGUCACGAACAGAAUUAACAUUGUACAGAGAAGGAAAAGAACCUACGACAUGGCCAUUACAGUGUAUCAGACGAUACGGAUGGAGCAGUACGCAGUUUUACUUUGAGUCUGGAAGAAGAUGUGCCACGGGAGAAGGUUAUUACAAAUUUAAGUGCAGACGAUCGCAAACAUUGUUCUUCACAGUGCAGUCCUAUCUGCAAGGACGAAUUUACAACGACGAUCCAAACGAUCCGUAUCCGAUCCCGCUGGCUUCCUUUGGACCCUCAAUAGCUGCCAGAAGUGUGUCACAAAACAAUACUGCCACCAGAAGUGGGCAGCAACAAAACGUCACUGGAACUGGCAGUUACAUUAUAAAUCGUACAGGAAUAGCAACUAGUCAAUCGUUGAGUCCUAACGGGACCAUUCAUUCAAACUCAAACCAAAGUCGGAGCACAGAUACACUCCCAAUCGAGGCCAGCUAUUUGGAACCUACCCCUGGUCGUCCAGGAGGGCAGCCUCAAACAAUUACUACACGCUUUCAACAGGGACUACGAUUGAGUUCCGUAAGCAGUGGACCUAUCAGUCCAGAUGUAACCUCGCCAGGAUCACCCAACAGCGUGACAAAUAUUCUAGAAGUCACAACUCUCAAUCCUUUACCCACGAAUAGUGCAUCAAAUAGUACGCAUCAUGGGGUAAGCAAUCUUUACCAAGAGUUUCCCAUGAGAGAUACUACGCUGAUUGGCGGUGUACAUUCCGUAAAUCGCAUGUCUCUAGAUGUAACACCGCAGGAAUCGGCCCCUUGUGUUGAAAACGAAUCGAUUUCCGCUGUUACCAAUCAACAAGAGCUCAAUACACUGCUGCCAGAGCUGCCACAAAACGCAUCAGAAAGUGAUCCUACACGAAUGUACAUGAAUGUGAAUAUUCCAUGUAUGUCAGAAAGUGUUGGACAGACGAAGAGUGUUCAGCCAUCCAGUAAAAGUAUUUCAAGCCUAAUUUCAAUAAACAAUAACACCGGCUCAUUCGAUGAAAACCAGUACCAAAACGUGAGAACACCAACCGCGGUUGGAGCAAGCAUGUUUACACACAUACGCAUGAUUUCAAGUCGUUCAGCCGACCCAGCUCGUUUUUACGAAAACUUGGAACCAGGUGAGCUGAAAUCUGUUUUAUUGCGUGGUCGUUACUCGAAACCAGAUAUAUUUGCCAACGUUGAACUUCCGUUGGAUAAUUCAGAACCGUGCACACCAACUUCAGCAAAUCGAAAAGUGCAUUACAUAGUGCUGGAUUUGGAUCAGUCAAAUUCGUCACACAAUAUUAACGUUUCGGCGCCCGUCACAUCACCAACAGUAGGGGUUGCUCCAACGACAACAAAAAACAAUAACAAUAAUCCAGCUGCCGUGAAUUUAAACAAUCCAAACGAUUCGAUUACCACUGGCACCCCCCAUUCACAGAGUCCAGUAUCUGGUGGCUUACUGCCGCCAGAGAGUCCGAAAAAAGCAGGGUAUGCAACAAUCGAUUUCGACAAAACCUUUGCUCUGAGCAAUUCUACCACACCUUCAUCAGAGCUGGACAGCGAAGGAUCGCGCAAAACACGCCACAAUUCCACCGUAACGCCGCUGACUCGGCAGAGCAACUCAGUUAGUGACUAGAGCGGAGGGAAAGCCGUUCUGCUUUGAUGGAACCGGGUAAGCUCUAUGCUGUAGCUUAACGCAACGUUAUGUAUAAUAGACAAACAGAAUGAGUAUUAUCCUUUGCUAUAAAUUCUAGCAGCAAUUUCGUUUCAGUUUGUUUUUACUGAUUAAGAAACGAUAACUUAGCACAAAGACUUGAGUUAAGCAAGUCAGCAACGAAUAUUUUUUUAUCUACAUGAACUGUUAGCUAACUCUUUGAGUAAGGAUUUUGUGAACAAAGUUUUACGCAACUUUUAUCAUUAACUGUUCAUUGAUUAAUUUUAAGAUACGAUUAGGCUUAACAAGUCAGUUGACGGAUGCCUGAGUCCCGGCUUUUUGUUCACCAAAAAUAGUUUUUUCAAGAUUUCUUCUUGAAAAGAUCUUUUAAUUUAUUAUGUUUUUUUACGCAUUUUUACGCAUAUUAUGGUAACUUUUAACUGUAUUUUAAUAUUCUUUUGUUAAAAGCUGUUACAGCUCAAACACUUCUAAAAAGCUGUUUUGCAGUGAACACGAUAUUUAUGGAUUGGACCAUUUAAAAUAAAAAAAGAAAUAUGUUGUUAGUAAUAAUGUAUUAUCCGUAUUAUCUUGAAUAAUCAAAGGAAAAGUAAAAUGAUUUCUGACAAAAUGGCCGCUUCUAAAAAAUCGACGAAAUCUUGGCUUUAAAUUAUGAAUAGACUAAAACAUUUGUCGGUGAGAAAAACCUUCGAUUUAUCACUAAAAAUAUACCUAAGAUGAGGAUUGUGUUUGAUACUGAACUGUUGAGCCGUUUCCGAGACAUUUUGCUCACCGACUUUAAAAGCAUAAUUUUUAGAAAAAUGCGUUUAAAGUUUUUUAGAAACAGCCUGUCGCAAGACUUCAAAAUAAAACUCGACAUGGUCAGACAAAAAUCGCGAUCGUAACUUCUCGUGCUUACCGGGACGGAUCAGCAAGUAAAUUCUGCAAAACUAAAUUCGAACAAAAUGUGAAUUUAUAAGUUUGUGUGUUAAGUAAAAUCUGAACUGUAGGCCGCAUGCACAUAGAGUUAUUAUCACGUGUGGAAUGAUUCUUUUAUUUACAAUUAGCAAUUAUCUGAGAAGGUUUUUAACCAUAGAACACAGACAUUCGAGCAAUAGACGUCCACUUGGAAAAAAGUUAUAUUAUUCACUUACUGACGCCACACUAAUGCCUCGUUCAAGCGCCCACAUAAACCGUUAUUUCAAAUUUUCAUUUAAAUUGAGACUCUAACAACAAUUGGUACAUGAGUACGCCGUUCACAUAGAAAAAAUCAGAGGGGUUGUGUACAAUACAUGACCACAUAUAUAGGUGACGCAGGACUACGUAAGUCUCUUUGUAGUGAUAGUAGCAUGUAUCCAUGCUUGCAAUCAUUCGAUUCUUCAUGUAUACAUGCUAUAUGCAACAUAUAUACAUCCUACAUGCGUUGUAUGUAACAUUUAUCAAAGUAGUAACAUUGCAUGCGUUCAAUCCUCAAAAGAUUUCAGUGUUAUUUCUAUGUGCAUUUGGAAACAAUUUAACAAAAUCAAGAACACAAACUAUUGCUUUUCUACUACCUUACACAAAAUUAAAGAUUGUUUUUAUUACCCAUGAUUCCCCACGUUGAAGGGAUUUUACCAAUUCAAUCCUAUUUUAUCAACAGCACAUCUUUUCACUACACUUCUAAUGAAACGGCAAGCAUGCGUAUUCAUACAGAGUCAUAUUAUAACC